Molecule: messenger RNA, 908 nt
Organism: Branchiostoma belcheri (Belcher's lancelet)
Lineage: Eukaryota; Metazoa; Chordata; Leptocardii; Amphioxiformes; Branchiostomatidae
Product: tetratricopeptide repeat protein 32-like
Exons: 3
Coding region: 49-525 (158 amino acids)
Molecular function (GO): protein binding
Source: RefSeq, a predicted model, not a curated record
CAAUCUCCGAAGUUUUCCUGGCGACUAAAACGAUAACGUCAGCCAAACAUGGACACAGACGACUUGUUCAGACAAGCCGAGCAGGAAUUUGCUUGUCAGAAUUUGGAAACGGCAGAGAAACUGUACACAGACUUCAUCCGAGGUUGCACUACGCGGAAGGGGGAGGGGGGCGAAGUAGAAGACGUCAGCCCAGCAUCAUGUGAAACUAAAAGAAUAUCAGAUCUGGUGAUGGCGUACAACAACCGUGGACAGAUCAAAUACCUGAGGGUCGACUUCGACCAGGCCAUGGAAGAUUACACUGCAGCGAUAGGGGUGGCCCCUGAUGUACCAGUCCCAUAUUACAACAGAGGACAGAUCCAUUAUAGACUAGGUCGUUUUGAUGCUGCUAUUGCUGACUUCAACAAGGCCCUCGAGCUCCAGCCUGACUUCCCUGAUGCACACAUCAACAGGCAACAAGCUUUGAGUGAUAAACAGAAGAGGGACCAGGGAUUCAACACAAGUGACUGGAAGUCUGAGGGGAGCUAAACAUAUAGCAUAAUAUACAUUUAAUAUGGGAAAGUUACCUGUUUAAGUAGAGAGUAUAGUGGGUGAGUGAAUGAGUGAAUGAAUGGUUGGAUGGGUGGAUGGAUGGAUGGAUUAAUGGAUGGAUGGAUGGUGAAGACAUGGUUUUUAAUCGCAUAUUUCUGUCCAAAGGAGCCAAAAGAAAGUUACAUAAGAGAAAAAUUUAAAAAGGUACCAUUUAGUUAAGUACAGUAAACAGAAAAAGGCAGAUACAACAGAUCUUAGUACAUAUUUACUAUGUUCCAUAUGGAAAUAAUGUAGCCAAUUUCUUGUACAUACAUGUAGUAUUGUACACAGUCACGUAAGCAUCAGUUUUUAUUAAUACUGCUGCUUUUAAUCUUUGAAAU